Messenger RNA from Stegodyphus dumicola, 1598 nucleotides. RefSeq lists its product as uncharacterized. NCBI's taxonomy places the organism in Eukaryota, Metazoa, Arthropoda, Arachnida, Araneae, Eresidae. The record is from RefSeq and is a predicted model, not a curated record.
GCAUCAUUGUGAAUUCCACGCAUACUCUUAAUGCGCACGAACUUAUAGACUGACUCGGUGAUGAAAUUUCUAUUAUUUAUUUAAAUUAAUUGUAGAUAUGAUGUUGCUAAAGUAAUUCCGUAAACGAAAGUUUUUUUUUUUUUUUUUUUUUUUUUUUUUUUUUUUAAAUUUUGUUAUAAUAUAAUUUCAAUUGCAUUGCAAAUUCUCUUGAGCUUAGAAGAUUCUUCUUGUAAUUUUACGAAGAAAUAAAACAAUGCGUUACGCAGUUUACAAAGCACGGCGUAUUCAAAAAGGAUUCAACAUAAAAUAACCUAUUAUCAUUUCCGAAAAAAAACUGGCUCAGAUAUAUCGAAAUAGAUCCUAACAGACUAGCUUUUUAAAAACCAAUUUUGGUCUUUUUUUUCUUUAAAUUUUAACAAUAGUUUUAGGUUUGCUUAAACUAUACAUUCUUUUUUCAGACAUUAAAUCAAAAAAGAUCAGAUACUGAAAUAAAUACAAAAUCAGAUAAAGAACUGAUUGACAGAAUCUUUCGAAUCAACCGUAAUGAGCUCUGUAGGCCAAAGUUCAGAAUACUGUGCGAAAAAUGACAAACAGAUACAGACGAAAACUCAGAGGAAAUAUUUGUACAAGCAACGCAGCAGACGCAUCUUGAAUGAUUUCUAGAAAUUUGAGAUAACCAUGGAGUUCAUAUCAUUAGCUUAUGAUGUGUAUGUACCAAAUGAUAUGCAGGAGAAUGCUAAUCCUAUAAUUCUUCUACAUGGACUUUUUUGGAAUAAAUAUAUGUACAGAGACCUUGCAAAAGCUAUCUGCAAUGAAACAAAACGAAAGGUGUAUUGUCUAGAUUUGAGAAAUCAUGGCGAAAGCGCUUCCUCUGAAGAAUGCGACGCAUACUUAAUGGCAGAAGAUAUCAAAAUGUUUCUCAGAGACCAUAAUUUAGAAAAAGUUGUUUUCAUCACUCACAGCUUUUCGUCUACCAUCACUUACUUGAUUGCUCUGGAUAUACCGCAUGUUAUCGAAAAAAUGGUGAUGAUAGAUCAUCCGCCAUUUACAGAUCAUACGAAAAAGAACUUUGAAGAAAAUGUGUAUCCCCAGUUUGCAGCACAAAACAGAUUCUUAAAAACAUUGGAUCCACAUAUGACUCUGGCGCAAGCUAAACAGAAAAUUUUAGGACUUGCUAAAAUGGGGACAAAAAGUCAAGAAUUCUUCUUGAUGAAAGUGGCAUAUGACCUGGAUAAAAAGAAUGGGAAAUUUCAGUGGAAAACAGAUCAUCAGUUCUUAAUUGACAGAUACCGAGAAGGCGGCUUUUGGGCAACUCCAAGAGGAUCGUCUGAUCACGAAAUUCUUAUCAUUAGAUCCAAAGAUUCUCCUCGACUAACAGAUGUAAAAUUUGAAGCAGUUCUGAAGCACAACCCGAAAGCAAAAUUGGUGACUUUUGAAGACACAACACAUCUCUUAAUGUUUGAAAAAGCAGAAGAAUUUGUGAAAACUGUAUCACAAUUCCUAGCAGGAAAACAUGAAAUUUAAAAAUAAAUCAUUCCAGUUAUAUACAUCUAGAGUUUUGUAAUAAUGUAAUAAAAAUACUCCCUGAUUUAUUUACA